Messenger RNA from Plutella xylostella (diamondback moth), 14464 nucleotides. NCBI's taxonomy places the organism in Eukaryota, Metazoa, Arthropoda, Insecta, Lepidoptera, Plutellidae. The record is from RefSeq and is a predicted model, not a curated record.
AAUACCUUUCAAAUCAAAUCAAACGUCAAAAGUUCACGACGCGAAUCGCAAUAUUCCCGUAUUUUUUCAGAUUUAUUCUAAAAAAGUUUAAUAGACCUGAAUAAAUUCUAUGAAAAGUUAUUUGCAAAUCCAAUGUGCUCGCAGUGAUAAGUGAGACGAUGUGAAUGGGGUGUGCUAAGUAGUGGAGAUCUGUUUAUAAUAUUGAAGAUUGUUUGUUGGUUGCGAUAGUGAAGUGAUUGCUGGGCCCGUUGGUCGCGAUCAUGCACGAUGUUGGAGGGACUGGUGGCUUGGGUGUUGAACAACUAUCUCGGGAAGUAUGUGGAGAACCUCAACACGGACCAGCUCAGCGUGGCGCUGCCCUCAGGCAAAGUGGAGCUAGAGAACCUGCCUCUGAAGAAGGAUGCAUUCCGCCACCUCGGGCUGCCAGUGGAGGUGCGCGCCGGGUUCAUCGGCAAGGUGCAGCUGCAGGUGCCCGUGCGGCAGAUCCGCUCUGCGCCGUGGCUCAUUGCCAUAGAGAACAUCUACAUAGUUGCUGCUCCUGUUAAUUUAGAUGAGUGGGAUGCGGAGGCGGAAGCCGUCAUCGCGCACGAGCGCAAGGUGGCGCUGCUGGACGCGCUGGAGGCGCAGUGGCGCGCGGAGCUGGAGGCCACCGACGCCAGCUACUACGCCACCUCCUACUCCUCGUGGCUCAGCUAUGGGACUGGCUUGCUGGCGAAUAUCGUCGAGAAUUUGCAGCUGAAACUGAACGACGUGCACAUCCGCUACGAGGACGCCCUAACCCUGGGCGGGCGCGCCUUCGCGUGCGGGCUCACCAUGCAGUCGCUGGCGGCGGAGUCGUGCGACGCGGCGUGGGCGCGCGGGUUCGCGCAGCUGGGCGCCGACGGGUGCUCCUUCAAGCUGCUGGAGCUGCAGCAGCUGGCGGUGUACUGGGACCCGGUGGCCGUGCCGGGCGGGCUGAUGAGCGACUGUACGGUCGCUGAGCUUACGGCGCGCAUGUCAGCAACAUGGCGCAGCGCGCACAGCUACCUGGUGGCGCCGGCGUCGGCCGUGGCGCGCGUGUGCCGCGAGCGCACGGAGCAGCCCCUCCGGUCAAGGACGAGGCCACGGAUCAAGUGCAACUUGACCUUGGACAAAGUGCUGUUGAAUUUGACUUCUCGCCAGUACAGCCAAGCAGUGGGAUGCGCGCGCGGGCUGGAGCGCAUCGCCCGGCUGCGCGCACACCGCGCCCUGCGCCCCGCCGGCGCCGUGGCGGGCGGCGCGCGCGCCUGGUGGGUCUACGCCGUCAAGUGUCACACUACGAGGCAUGAGUGGCUGGAACCCCGUCCGACCUGGUCCUCCUGCCUGCAAGCGGCGCGCGAGUGUCGGCAGUACGUGGACAUCUGCCUCGGCGUGCUCAACAACCCCGCCGCCACCCUUCCCAGUGACAAGAAGGCUAUCAAGGACGAGUAUGAGUGGAAGACGCCGCUGCAUGUGCUGAAGCCGCUUAGAGAGAUCGCGAUGCGCAAGGUGCCCAAAUCAACCCCCGUGUCCACCCCGGACAAGCCCGCCAGCUCCGGGCGCAGCAUGCUGGUUCACUGGUUCCCGCAGUGGUGGGGCUGGUACUCCGCGCCCCCCGCCCCCGAGGCCGCGCCCCCGGACCUAGAAGAAGAGAUACUGGAUGUACUGGCGGACUCACUGGAGAAUAAUACACUGUUGAAGCGGGAUACUGUGUUUGGGCAGUUCGAGUUCAUGCUGGUUAAUGGGAGUCUGAAUCUGAUCAUGGUGAACACGGAUGAGGAGGAGGCCAAUCCUGACAAGUCAUCCCUCCCGCAACUGGAGCUGGACUUCUCUCACGUGUCGCUGGGGCUGGAGUGCCGGCCGCGCACGGGCGGGCUGGGCGCCACGGCCGGCGUGGGCGCCGUGUGCGUGCGCGACCGCCUGCAGCCCACCGCCUACCCCGUGCUCGUGCACACCGGUCAAGUCCGCGAGGGUCUGUCGGCCAUGAACACAGCUGCAUCAGUCAUGUCGUGGUCGCGCGCGCCCGCGCCCCCCGCGCCCGCCGCGCCCCCCGCCGAGCCCCUCUUCCUGCUGCAGUAUGAGAAGAAGCCGUUCAAUAUGAACUGUGAUUACAAACUGUACGUGAAGUGCCAGUCGCUCGAGGUGGUGUACAACCGGCGCGUGGUGCGCUGGGCGUCGCAGUUCGUGCUGGGGCCGCUGGGCCGCCCGCCGCUGUCAGCCGCUGCUGUGAGGACGCGGCAGCACCUGCUCACGCACUGGCAGCACAUCAUGCGCGCGCAUCCGGGCGAGCGGCGCUCGUGGAGCGUGGAGCUGGACAUCUCAGCUCCCCAGAUCUUCGUGGUCGAAGAGCUGACGUCACGCGACGCGCCCGUGCUGGUCGUGGACUUCGGCCGCAUGAGGCUCAACAACGCGGGGCCCGCGCCGCCCGAGCCCACCACCCCGCCUAGCGAUGAUCACGAUGAGGAGUGCUUCAUGACGCCGUGCUCGACGCCGCCGGGCAGCCUGCUGUCGCCCGCGUCCCCCCCGCCCGGCGCGGCCCCGCCCCCCUCCGCGCACGCUAUCGAUGCUGCUAACUUGCAUCAGAGGCUAUAUGACAGAUACAACAUAGAGUUCAGCGACCUGCAGAUCCUGGUGGGGCGCGCGCGCGACAACUGGAAGUACGCGCACACCAAGACCAGCUCCAGCCUGCACCUGCUGGACCGGUUCAGCAUCUCGCUGCAGGCGGAGCGUAGAGUGGUGUGGACGCAAGACCCGCAGUUCCCGGCGGCCACGCUGCGCGGCACGCUGCCCGCGCUGGUCGUGCACCUCAGCGAGCCCAAGCUGGCCGCCGUGGCCGCGCUGCUGCCCGCCCAGCCCGACACCCCGUCACCGCGGCAGACAGCGCACAGCGCGCCGGCGGCGGCGGAGGACGAGACGGAGGACAGCGAGCGCUCGGAGCAGCAGCACAACGCAGCGCGGCUGUUCAUGCUGCAGUUCGCGAUCGACCAGAUGUCGCUUGAGGUCCAAUCCCGCGGGCGCAGCAUCGCCGAGGUCCAAGUGUGUGGCGUGAAGCUAGCCCUCACAGCUCGUCCUGUGGACGUGUCCACGUCGCUCUCCGUGCACUCGCUGCUGCUGGUGGACGCGCUGCAGACGUACGGGCCGGACUUCGAGCUGCUCGUCGCGAGCCAUAAGCAUGUCGGUAUGGACGUAGCAUCGGGCAGCAUCCGCGGCUCGGAGCCCACGUCGCCCGUGGCGCCCACGUCGCCCACGGCGCCCACGUCGCCGCCGCCGCCGCACGCGCUCACGCACGCGCUCAACGAUCUACACGCGCAGAUGUACAAGAAACAGGGCGAGUGGGAGCGCGCGAAGAGCCCGACGGCGGCGUGGGGCGCCCCCGUGGGCCCGUGGGGCGCCGUGCAGGGCUGGGGCCCCGCUGGCACUGGCUGGGGGCCUGGCGCGAGCACGCUGGGCGCGGGCGGCGGCUGGGCGGGCGCGGGCUGGGGCGCGGCCGGCAUGGUGGACGAGGAGGCGCUCAUCGCCAUCGAGCUGUGCUUCGUGAAGGGCGGAGAGGGCAGCGAGGACCUCAGGAUCGCUAAUAUAUUGUUUAAUAAUUUGGAUAUUAUUGCGAAUCAAGAAACCAUAGUGGAACUCAUAGGCUUCACGCAGCGUGUGCUCGGCACUAGCACUGCUAAGAAGCCGCCGACGGAGCCCGAGCACCCGGCCGAGCCACGCGCCGCGCCGCCCGCUGAGACCAGCGAGGAGACCACUGAGGAGGUGGUCAAGGAAGUCAGGACGGAGAUAACGUUCGACUUCCACCGUCUGGGCGUGCUGCUGCUGCGCGCGCAGGCGGAGGCGGGGCAGCUGGCCGCCAAGAAGAUCGCCACCGCCACGCUCAGCGAGGCCAAGAUACAGGCCACGCUCGAGAGCACGGGCAUGGAGGUGAGCGGGUCCCUAGGCGGCGUGGGCGUGGUGUCCCUCUGCGGGGGCGUGCACGCGCGCGUGUGCAGCGCCGGCCGCGCCGCCGCCCCGCCCCCCGCGCUGUACCGCGCCCCCGGCGGCGCCGCCCUGACGUUCAGGUUGACUAGGAAGUACUGUGACACGGACGUGUCGGUGUCGCUGUCGCUGCAGGUGGCGUCGGUGUGGUACACGCACUCGGCGCGCGUGCUCCGCGAGCUGCGCUCCUGCGUCAGCGAGUUCCAGCAGUACCUGGCGGACCUGGGCCGCUCCAUCCGCGCCGCCGCCGCCGACAUGGCGCAGGGGCUGGUGCAGCCCAGGAUGGAGGGUCUGUACGCGAACCCGAAGCUGUCCCAGUCGAUGGAGGGCGUGUCCCCGCGGCGCCGCACGAUCAGCCUCGCCACGUCCGUGGAUGAUCCCACCGACAAGACUGAUAUACUACUCAGCAUCACGAUAGAGCUCGAGACUCCCGUGGUGAUCCUGCCUCGCUCGGAGCGCAGCACGCAGGUGCUGAUCGCGCACCUCGGCCGCAUGAGCCUCGCCAACCGACAGGAGGGGGCCGCGGGGGGGCCGGGGGGCGCGGGGGGAGCGGGAGGCAGCGACUACACCGUCAAAGUCAGGGAUAUCUCGCUGCAUUCUCUGGACAUAGCGGAGAAGCUGAAGACACACAGCCUGACGGCAGAGAACAUGCCUCUAGUGUACGACGCGGCGGCGGGCAGGCCCGUGCUUCACGACACGGCGCUGCACCUCACUGUCAACUACAACGACGAGCCCGGGUGCGAAGUGACAGGCAAGAUAGUGGGCGGGCUGCGCGUGACGUCAACACGGGAGCAGUACGUGCAGCUCGUGGACACGCUGCGCUGGAUGGGCAGCGACCCCGCCGCGCCGCCACAGCAGCCCCCGCCAGCGCCCCAGCACAUGCAGUCGUCAGUGGCGGAGGGCGCGGUGCCCACGCUGCGGCUGGACCCGGCGGUGCGCGCGCAGGUGCUGGUGCCGCCGCCGCCCCGCGCGCCCGGACGCACCCGCCACACGCAGCUCCGAGUAAACUUCCAACUGCCUCACUUCACGGUGGAGCUGCGCGCGGACUUCGGGCGCGGGGAGAAGAGCAUGGUGGACCUCUCCUUCCGCGAGUUCAACGUCAACUACGAGCGCCUGCACCCCCACGAGACCAACAUACAGAUGUCCCUGCACUCAAUAACAAUGGAAGACUUAACUCAAGACCCGGAGUCCAAGCACCGCAUGCUCAUGGUCUCGCACACGCCUCAAGUUCCCAAGGCGGUUUUCGUCUCCAAGUCCUGCCCAGACUUCGUCACAGAAUACCCAAUAGACGACCUAUGCAGUAUGAGCUCGCUGCAACAAAUGAGAUGGAACUACAACUCGCUGCCCAGUGAACUCAAUGUGACAGACAGAGAGGGUGGGAAGAAGCGAGACAGCAAGUGCGGGGCCACGCCCCCCUGCUCGCCCGAGGCGGGGGGUGAGGCGCGGGGCAGUCUGCAGGGGGAGGAUAACCUGGUGUGGAUCUCUGUGCAUAUUAGAGACCCGCAGCAUCCGCUGUUUGAGGAGAAGUUUGAUAAGGUGUCGAAGCUGACGAAGGUGGAGUUCAACUGCCUGAAGCUGGUGGUGUCGGUGGACAGCUGGGUGGCCGUCAUCGACUUCUUCGGAGACGAGGCGGCCGAUGAGCCCGACGAGGACACUGCGCAGAAUGCGGCGCCAGAGCCAGCGACGGUGGCGCCGGCGGCGGCGGGCUGCAGCACCACGGAGAUGUCGAUCCGCUCGCUCAGCGUUCUGCUCGUGGGCUGCCGCGGCGAGGGAGACAUCUGCCGGGGACAGGUGUCCCGCCUACGCCUGGAGUCCCGCGCGGACCUGGGGGCGCGCACGCGCUCGCUGGAGGGGCGGCUGGGGGCGCUGGCGCUGGCGGACCUCACGCCCGCCGCCCCCGCCUGGCGCGACCGCCUGCUCACGCACGGCGACCACGCGCUUAGCUUCAGCUACCGACGCCUCAGUCCAUCGGAAGCCGCCUCCUCCGGUCACGACACCUCUCUCCACAUCACGACGGGCCCCGUGACGUACGCGCACAGCCGCCGCUUCGUGGCGCAGAUUGCCACUGCUGCGAGCGACUUCAGCCGGCUCAGGAGUCUGAUACAGCAGGCUAGGCAGAAGGUAUCGGUAGCCGUGGAGCUAUCCUCGGCCACGCGUCUCUCGCUGCACGUGAGCUGCGCGUCGCCCGUGAUCGCGGUCCCGGUGUCGGGCCGCGUGCGUGCCGCCCUGGUGGCGGAGCUGAGCGCGCUCACGCUGGACAACUGCUUCCUGCUGGCGGGCGAGCCGGGCGCCGCCGCCCCCCGCACAGACCCCGCCUGCCCUCACCGCGAGGUGCUAGACGUGCGGCGCAUGCGCCUGUCCGGGCUGUCGCUGUGGGCGGGCGGCGGCGGGCGCGGGCUGCGGCUGCGGCGGCGCGGCGCCCCGCUGCUGCCCGCCCCCGCCGAGCUGCUGCUGCAGAUCGAGCUCAACUGUAGUGCUACGCAUAAUGUCCCAGACAUGACGAUCCAAGGCACGCUCAGCACGCUCCAGAUCACGCUGGACCCGGACCAGUACCGACUGAUCCGCGGCGUGUUAGCGCACAACCUGGGCGACGCCGGGGGUGAGGGCGGCGCGCCGGGGGCGGGGGCGGGGGGAGAGCCCAUGACGACCGCGGAGCCGCCGCCCGCUACUGACACCGGACAGGUGUGGACGACGACUUGCAUCAAGCUGGACCUGCACGGGGUGGCGCUGGCGCUGCAGCCGGCGCGCGGCGCGGCGCUCGCCACCGUCAACUUCAUCCAGUCGCGGCUGCUCAUCGAGACCGACAGCCGCCUCCACCAGGACAUCGACCUCGUCAGCCAGGAGAUCCUGGUGAGCGACACGCGCUUCGCCUCCGAACCCGCCAACCGGCGCGGCAACGUGUUCACGCGCAUCGUGCAGCCGCAGCCCGAGCGCCGCCACCGCGUGCAGGCCGAGCUGCACGCCAGGAAACGCGGCACGUCGAGCGCGUACACGAUCCUGAUCAACAACAUGCGGCUGAUGGCCAUCUUCGACUGGUGGGAGGCGGCGCACCACUUCCUCAUGCUGCCGCCGCUCGACCCGCAUUCGCCAGGUGAGAGCCCCUUGCCCUGCGCGACAGCGGGUGGCGGCGGCUGGGCGGCGCCCGCCCCGGCGCCCGGCACGGUGGAGCUGAAGCUCAACAUCACGGACUCGCAGGUCGUGUUCGUGGAGGACGCCUCCGUGUGGGAUACCAAUGCUGUCAUAUUGAAGAGCACAACAGUGAUCACCUACCGCGGCGCGCAAUCCGCUCGGCCCGUUUCCUGCGUCCUGAACGAGCUGGAGGUGUUCUCGUGCGUGCUGGGGCUGGAGGAGGAGACCGCGCUGGCCAUCGUGGAGCCCUGCGCGCUGCACAUGGACGUGCUGGACCACCACACUCUCAGGCUGUCGACGCGGUCGCUGAACCUGCGGCUGUCGUACCACGACAUGCGCAUGUUCGCCGCCAUGCUGCGCUCCGUGCCCGAGCAGGCCAGGCUUGCGCUUUCCGGUAAAACCGAGUCGCCAUCCCAAGAGCCGGACGUGCCGGCGAACAGGCUGCGCAUGCGCGCGCCGGCCACGCGGCUGGGGGCGCUGUCGCUGCGGGUCAGCGCGCCCCCCGCCCCGCCCGCCGCACCCCCCGCGCCCAGCAUGUCGCCGCUGCAUGCUGUUGAGGUGCAAGCGGACUGCAUCACACUGUGCGUGAUCGACGACUGCUGCGACUCCGACGUGCCGCUGCUCGAGGUGUCUCUCAGCGAGCUGCACGUGCAACAGGACCUCCGUAAGGUAGAAGAAGCGUUCAGCGACCCGAUCCUAGUCUCGACGCCGGCGGGGGCGCCUCCCCCCGGCCCCCUCGCCCUCCGCCCCGGCCCCGCCGGCGGCAAGCUGACUGCCACGCUCAGCGCAGACUACUAUAAUAGAGUACUAUCUGGUUGGGAGCCUUUUAUAGAGCCUUGGAAGUUCUCCCUCUGGUGGGAGUACACCCUCUCCAGCCGACUGUCCUUGGCGCGGCUGCAGGCGGAGGUGCACUCCGACAGCACGCUGGACGUGAACGUGACGCACGCGCUGCUGGACCUGCGCGCCGCCACCAGCGCCGCCUGGAGCAGCCAGAGCCAGAAUUCUGCCGCGGAGGCCUCGCCCAAAGGCAGCCCGAUGGGGCACCGGCGGCGCUCGCCCUUCGUGCCGUACGCGCUGCGCAACCACACCGGACACAAGUUGUGGUUCACCACCAUCGUCACCACUUGUGAUGUUCUAACAGAACAGAGCACGUACUCCGGGCCUGACGACUCGUGGGUGUGCGUGAAGGCGGGCGAGACGGAGCCGUUUUCCUUCGGCGCGCGCGCGCGGGGGCGGGGGCUGGGGUCCGGGGGCGGGGCGCCGGCGCGGCUGCACCAGCUCGCUAUACGCCUGGAGGGGUGGUCGCCGCCCGCGCCCGUCUGUGUGGACAGGGCGGGCGUGUUCUGGCGGAGUAUGACGCAUACGAAGACGGAAGCGGAGGCGCGCAUGGUGCUGGAAGUGUCGCUGGAAGGGUCCGCCCGCAAGCUGGUGACGGCGCGCUCGGCGCUGCGCCUGCUGAACCGCCUGCCCCACGCCGUGGAGCUGCGCCGCGACCACGCCGCCGCCGCCGGUCAAUGGAGCGGCUCAACCCCCCGCACAGCAACCGUCGCGCCGGGCGCGUCGUGGUCUGCCCCUCUGUCCCCCGGAGCGCCCCCGCUGUGGGUGCGGCCGCUGGCCCGCGCCCCCUACUCGCAGUGCGUGCGCCCCCUCGACUGGCGGCAGGCCACGGCUGGCCGCCCCUAUCAUGGGCAUUAUCAGUGCACGGCGCCGGACCGGAGUCAGUAUAGAUUCAGCUGCGUGGUGGUCCGCGAGCGCUUCCCGCCGGACCGGGGGCCCCCGUGCGCGGGCCACACGCUCACGCUGCUGCCCGAGCUGCGGCUGGAGAACCUGCUGCCGCUCGAGCUGCAGUACCGCGCCCGCGCUGCUGAUGACGAGCCGCCCGCCGCCGCCGGCGCGCUGCCGCCCGGGCACACGCAGCCCUUCCACGAGGUGAACGUAGAAGAAGGCGUGGAGCUGUCCGUGAAGCUGGAGGGGUUCGCGUGGUCGUCCCCCCUCAGCGUGGGGGGCGCGGGGGGCGCGGGCGGCGCGGGGGGCUCCUUCACCGCGAGGCUCAAGCUCAGAGACGCAAAGGGAAGGAGGCUGUAUCUGAGUGCGAGAGUUAGCGUGAAGAAGACUGAUGGGAUUAAGGUGUGCAUAUCAGCCCCCUACUGGCUAGUCAACCGGGUGGGGCUCCCACUAGUGUACCGGGCAGCCGGCGGCGGCGAGGCGGCGGGGCAGCAGCCCGAGCACGAGGUGGCGCGCGCGCGGGCGCCGCUGCUGUUCAGCAUAGCUGAUGAUGCUCCGCCCACGUUGGCGGUCAGGGUGGGGAAGUGCGACAGCGGGACGCCUGAGUGGUGCUCCCCCUUCGGCCUGGGCCCCGGCGUGGUGGUCAAGCGGCUGGAAGUCCGCGGCGGCGGCGGCGGCGACCGCGUGUACUGCGUCGGCGUCAGCGUGCGCGCCGGCCGCGGCCGCUACCGCCACACCAACAUCGUGACGCUCACGCCAAGAUACCAGCUGCAUAAUAACACGAAGAUGGUGCUGCAGUUGGCGCAGAAGUGCACCGCUACUGAUCUGAACGACCCGGGCGCCAUAUCCACCCACGUGACCGCGCCCCCUGGCUCCUACCUACCGUGGCACUGGCCCCGCUGGGAGCGGCCGCAGCUGCUGUGCGUGCGCGUGUGCGGGGCGGGCGCGGGGGCGGGGGCGGGGGCGCGCACCGCCUGGUCGGGGGCCACGGCUGUCACGCCGCGCUCCGUGCAUCUUGCGUGCAGGGAGCCGGGCGGCGGCUACGUGUUCCUGCGCGUGGAGGUGGUGGCGCAGGGGGCGUCCCUGUUCAUAGUGCUGGGGGACAGCGCGCCCCUGCCGCCCCCGCUGCGCCUCGACAACCACUCGCCGCUCGCACUCAUGUUCCACCAGGUGGGUUGCGGCGAGGAGUCAGUGGUAGGCGCCCACGCGUCGCUCCCCUGGGCGCUGCCGGAGCCCGAGGGCGGGCGGGCGGUGUCCCUGCGCGCCCCCGGAGGCCCAAGACUGACGUUGCAGCUGGAUGCGUUAGACACGAGGCACAGUCUCGCCUAUCACAACUUUAUUUAUGUUGCGUUUGCGCGGAGUGAGAGUGGCAAAAACCCCAACGCCACGUCGCCCACGUCCAAACAGAACGCAACGACGGUAGAGGACGUGCUCGUACUGGAGGUACCCAUCGGAAGUACGACGGUCAUCCUCGGCAAGAAGAGAUACGGGGAUCGAUCGCAGCUGUGGCGGCGCGGGCCCAACGACUCGCUGAUCCACGAGGGCAGCUCGCCGCCGCAGCCCACGGACGCGGCCGGGGACCACGCCGCCGCCGCCGCCGCCAUGCAUGCCAUGGUGCUAGACAUCGAGGGCCCGGCGCCGCGGCCCGGCUGCCCCGCGCCGCUCGCCCUGCGCCGCCCCUCCCCGCGCCGCGCCUCCACGCAGGCCUGGCGCCUGCUGCGCGGACGCAUGACCUGCGCGCACGACACGCUCGCCGUCACCGCCGCUAAUACACCCGGCGCCCGCGCAGUCCUAGCCCUAGCAGCAUCAGACCGCUCGGGGCAGCCGCCGGCGGAGCAGGCCGUGCAGUGGCAGACGCUGCGCCCCGGCUCCGGACACCUCGACGUCAGGGUGUAUGCUGACGGGCCGACUACGGUGCUGAAGAUUGUGGACUCUAAGGAACCGGAGUCAGGCUGGCUCGAGGGCUCCCCCUCCCCCCCGCUGCCGGCGCGGCGCGAGUGGGGCGCGCGCGUGUCGCUGGCGGGCGUGGCGGUGUCGCUGCUGGCCAGCGCGCCGCCCGCCGAGCUGGUGCGGGCCGAGCUGGCCGGGGUCCGGGUCGACCUGGCCGUGGCGGAUCAUGUGAGGGUCGCGCUAGCCGUGGAAGAUGUGCAGUUGGAUAAUCAGCUCCUAGGCACGCCCUCCCCCGUACUCCUGUACUGCCUCAACCCGCCCCCCGCUCCGGGCGCGGCGGGGGCGGCGGGGGGCGCGGCGCUGCACGCGGCGGCGGACCUGGCGCUGGCGCCGCCCGGCAAGUACAACGCGCUGUUCUUCGACCAUCUCGUCGUCUCGCUCGCACCCAUCGCUAUACGGCUGGAGGAGAGACUAAUCCUGAAGCUGUGCGUGUGGGCGGCGUGGGGCGACGACGCGGCCGCCACCGAGCACGUGGACGAGACCGACUACGAGACGCAGCGCGCGCUGCAGCAGCUGUGCGCCGUCCACGCGCCGCGCUGCUACAUCGCCGCGCUGCGCCUCAUGCCCAGCCAGGUGACUACUCACUAAGAGACGCAGCGCGCGCUGCAGCAGCUGUGCGCCGUCCACGCGCCGCGCUGCUACAUCGCCGCGCUGCGCCUCAUGCCCAGCCAGGUGACUACUCACUACGAGACGCAGCGCGCGCUGCAGCAGCUGUGCGCCGUCCACGCGCCGCGCUGCUACAUCGCCGCGCUGCGCCUCAUGCCCAGCCAGGUGACUACUCACUACGAGACGCAGCGCGCGCUGCAGCAGCUGUGCGCCGUCCACGCGCCGCGCUGCUACAUCGCCGCGCUGCGCCUCAUGCCCAGCCAGGUGACUACUCACUACGAGACGCAGCGCGCGCUGCAGCAGCUGUGCGCCGUCCACGCGCCGCGCUGCUACAUCGCCGCGCUGCGCCUCAUGCCCAGCCAGGUGCGGCUGUCCAUGUGCACGGCCAACAAGCUGGAGGGCGAGCUGGCGGCGGUGAAGCGGCGGCUCGGCCUCACGCUCAUCAAGUUCGAGGACGCCGCCGUGGAGCUGGAGCCCUUCCAGCGAAGACACGCCUUCGAGACGCCGCAGUACUUGGCGGAUAUGAUAUUGAAGCAUUUUAAGGAUGAGCUAAAAUGGCAAGCGGCCAAGAUCCUGGGGUCGGUGGACUUCCUGGGCAACCCGCUGGGGUUCGUGGCGGACGUGUCGGAGGGCGUGUCCGGGCUCAUCUACGAGGGCAGCGUGGGCGCGCUGCUCAAGAACGUUACUCAUGGGAUCUCUAAUUCUGCUGCUAAGGUUACUGAGUCGCUGGGCGAUGGUCUGGAGCGCGUGAUAGUGGACGAGGCGCACGAGGAGACGCGGCGGCGCAUCCGCAGCGCGGGGGCAGGCUCGCACCUGGCCGCCGGCCUGCGCGGCCUGGGGCUCGGCUUGCUGGGUGGCAUGACGUCGCUGGUGAAGCACAGCUACGAGGGCGCGGCGGCGGAGGGGCUGCCGGGGUUCCUGGCGGGCGUGGGCAAGGGGCUGGUGGGCACCGUCACCAAGCCCGUCAUCGGCGUGCUGGACCUCGCCGCCGAGACCGCCUCCGCGCUGCGGGACACCAGUCGCAGGUCAGACAAGUGGGUGCCGGCGCGGCGCCGCGAGCCGCGCUGCGCGGCGGGCGCCGGCGGGCUGCUGCCGCGGUACUGCGCCGCGCAGGCCGCCGGCGCGCACCUGCUGUACCAGCUGAACAACGGGGACUACGCCGAGCUCUAUGAAUUUGGGGUUAGGUAUUUCUACAAUUGCUUACUAUAUACCCUCCCCCGGCAGGUGUUCCUGGCGUACCGGCUGGUGCGCGCGACGCCGCACGACAUCCGCGCGCUGCUGUCCACGCUGUUCCUGCGCAUCUUCACCUGCAAGCAGCGCCAGCCGCACCUCGUCAUGGAGACGCACCUCAGCAACCUGGUGUCCUGCGCGGCAGUCACCUCGGAGGGCGCGCACUUCGUGGAGCUGGGCGUGCGCGGGGGCGGCGCGGGGGGCGGGGGCGAGGCGCUGCGCCGCCCGCGCGUGCAGUGCGACAGCGCCGAGCUGGCGGCCUGGGUCGCAAGACACGCCGCCUACGCGAGGCAGCUCUACCACGAGACUGUGCAUACGCUGCACCCACACACUGAUGUGUAGGACCACAGUCACGAGGAUGUAGGACCAGGAAGUGGUAAGGUUGGAAUUGAGGAGUGAAGUAGGUGGAGAAAAGGGAAUGUAGCCGCUGGCGGCGGCUGUAUAGAGCCCAAAUAUUCCGGGAAUUAAAAUGGGACUUUAAAUGGUAAUGUAAACCUUGUGUAAUCUUUUAACGACUGAAAUAAUAGUAUUACAUAAUUAUAACUGUCACGAGACUCAUAGCGUGAAAUUGAGGAACAAAUUCAUUCCGUGUAAAUGAAACGUAUACGAUACAAUUAAAAGACAACCUGUGACUUUCUCCAGCAGCAGAAUACUCAAUCGUGUGGCAAAUAAAGUUGUCCUAUAGAGGUAAAAGCAGCAUAACACAGAAAUGACUGCUAAUAUGUUACUAAUAGACUCCUGAUACGACUGAAUUUUAUGAAAAUCUUUGUACUGUUAAAACGUUACAUGGCCUCUACUUACUCUACUGUAAGUUACUGUAGUUAAAAUUAUGUACUGUGACUAAACCUAUUACCUCUUCUUAACAGUAUAAUUAUCAGUAGUCAUUAGAUAUUAUUGUACAAUUUUGGAAAAUCUUUAGUGACAUUUUCUAAAUACUGUCAAGUCACACUAUAUCUACUUGUAUCAAGAACGUAAACCUUAAUAUGACCCCAUAUUUUAUAUUCACAAUUACAAAUAACCAAGAAACUGAUUGAUAACAUCACAAGAUAAUUACGAAUACUUUGGUAAACAGUUCUGUGUAAAUAGUUAGUUAGUUAUAUGAGAUGUUUUGUAAAUUUCGCUCUUUGUGUAACAUAGCUGAGUGUUUUGUACAUAUAGAUAUUUAUGUAGGUAUUAUAUUUUCAGAGCAGAACAAAUUCUACUUUUAAAGUCAUGAUGGUAAUGCAUAAUAAUUAUGUUAAAGAUAGUUCUUUCUAUGUUUAACUGAUAAAGAAAGUGUGACUUGAAUGUGAUAGAGUGACAAGUACUAUCUAAUUGCGUAAUUGACCAUUAGGCCUCCCAUCUGGCUCCCUAAAGAUAACGAAAUAUAGACGGUCAGCAGUUACCAGUGAACCAACAUGAUAUUGUAUUGAUUUAAUUACCGAAGUGAUCAAUGUGAUCAUACUAUUAUAUUAUAUUUUGUGUACGAAAGAUUAGUGUGAGGUAUGUGGACGUUGACCAUGAAGUGAGGCUGUGAUCAGAUGAAGUUGAUGUUGUAUUGUUGAUGAUUUGCUACGGAUGAGACAUGUUUUAAUUAAGUUUUGACUUAUUUCAAAAUUUUGCUGAUGUAAUUAAUACGUAAUGGGUAGGUUUUUUUCACUAAGGUUUGUGGGAUAGUAGGUACCUAAAAUAUUUAACCAGCUUGAUGUAACGACCAAAGUAUGUUUUAAACAAUUUAUUUUAAGCGGUAGUAAUAUUUUGUUACAAUUAAGUUUAUUUAUUUUACUAUUAAUCGAAACGCUGAUUUACUAAUUUAUUUGAAAUGGUUGUUACUAGGUAUUUGUUGAAUUGAGCAAUAAAGUAUUUUUUUAAUAUA